UUAUCCUUCUAUGCUGCCUCUCAACUAUCACGGCACAACAGUAGUAUAUUUAUUGUCUUGCUUAUAUUAUUAGGUUCUUGUAGUAAUGAAUGUUUCUUCACAUUGUAGUAAGCUAUGAUACACCAGUGGAAUCUCUCAUUGAUGAACCAACUGCAAGUUGCUUUCUGGAAGUGUCUAAACAUUUAGAUGAAGAUGAUGAUUUAGGAGACAACUGGAGGAGGUUAUGGUCUGAGCUGUUAAACAGACCUCUUAAUGAAGACGUAGUGAGGAAGAGAAGUGAGGGCCCUACUUGUUUUCUACUGAAGCAAUGGUGCAGGAUGAAACCUCCCAGUGAAGCUACAAUAGGACGACUAAUGAAGGCUCUCAAUGCAAUAUACAGAAAUGAUGUUGCUCGUGUGCUAGAGAAACAUGGAGCUAUACUACAACAAGGUUGUAAUGCUGACGAGGUGAAACCAGAAGAGUUAAGUCGUCUUGCUAAAUGCAUAAAAGCAUGUUGGAAAGACGUUGCCUUAACUUUAGCUCCAGACCUUUUCACAGUUACAGGAGAAAUCAGUGCAAUAGAACGUGAGCAACCUGGUUCUCUAUUGGUUCAAGCUAAAACCAUGUUGGAGAUCUGGAAAAACCAACUUGGUGUCAACGCUCAACGUUAUUCACUAAUCAAAGCAUUACUUGACUUGAGACUGAGAGUUCAGGCAAAUGAAGUAUUUGGAGAAGAUGUUGUGGGAAAGGUGGCAGCACAGCAGUGAAUGGUGCAAAACAAGUGGGAGGCAGUUAGUAUCAACAACAGUUGCAUAAACAUUGAAAUGACUUUACUUUGGAUUUGCUGUUCAGAGCAUAAGUAUGAUGGACGCAAGUCUUGAUCAGUACGAGCAGCGACAUUCAAGGCACUAGAUGAUCUAGUGAACUGUACAUAUGUCUUAUAAUAGGGAACGUUCGUGAGGCUGCUAGUUGCAGUAAUGUAUUUAAUAUGCUAGACUUAUCAUCUAGUCAAGUGUAACUAGACUAUUGCUGUUAGUGUUUGAGUGGCACAUAUAUAGAUUGCGUUAGACCGUCUGUCAUUAGAUGGACAUGAUUGUACAUACUCAUUGAAAUCUUGUAUUAUCUCACAAUAGAAAAUUGACAUCAUCAUUCA
Corticium candelabrum is the source of this 1132-nucleotide messenger RNA. RefSeq lists its product as uncharacterized. Bases 90 to 746 code for a protein of 218 amino acids. Gene Ontology annotation, biological process: signal transduction. The transcript is spliced from 3 exons. Gene Ontology annotation, molecular function: protein binding. The record is from RefSeq and is a predicted model, not a curated record. NCBI's taxonomy places the organism in Eukaryota, Metazoa, Porifera, Homoscleromorpha, Homosclerophorida, Plakinidae.